Molecule: messenger RNA, 2837 nt
Organism: Guyanagaster necrorhizus
Lineage: Eukaryota; Fungi; Basidiomycota; Agaricomycetes; Agaricales; Physalacriaceae
Product: DNA ligase I
Exons: 18
Coding region: 148-2664 (838 amino acids)
Biological process (GO): DNA biosynthetic process; Okazaki fragment processing involved in mitotic DNA replication; lagging strand elongation
Cellular component (GO): nucleus; mitochondrion
Molecular function (GO): DNA binding; DNA ligase (ATP) activity; ATP binding
Source: RefSeq, a predicted model, not a curated record
CAGGUGAAUUUUUUUCCCUGGGUCAAGUACAGUAUUUUUUUGAGAUGAUGCGUCCAGUUUUAUACGGUCCCCGCUAUAUGAUGGUGAAUUGAUAUUACUUUCUGUUGCGACCCAAGUCCGAAAUACACGCAAGAUCUCUGUGUACAUAUGUUUAUCACGCGUCUCUUGUCUCGUCCAAUGGGCCGCCAGCAAACCUUAGGCAAAUUCUUCGAAAUGCCCAUAUCUAUCAAGCCUGCGCCACCGCAACAGUCAAGCCUGAAAGAAAUGUGGGCAAAGAAGCCACCAGCCAAGGUGGACGCGUCUCGUGUCAAGGAUGAAACCAUGGAUGUCAAUACGCGUCCUUCGCCCAGAGCUGAAAGUUCCAAGCGCAAGGAGACCGUUCUGAUAGCCGACGCACCUAGAAUCAAAAGGCGGAGAGUGGUUGAGUCUGACGAAGAGGGCGAACCGUCUUCGGUAGCAGAAGAAUGCGCGCCGUCUUCCCCGUCCUCUUCGAAGACACCAACUUCCCCCACGUCUUCACCAAAAGACAAAGCCAAGGGCAAGUCCAAGUCCAAGUCCAAGUCCAAGGCAGUUUCUGGGACAGAAACUGUCUUCCGGGCCAAAACUAGCUCUCCAGCCCCGAGUGAUGACGAAGGAGACGAUGAUAUUUUAGACGAAGAUGUUGAAGAUGCCAGAGACAAGGGUGUCGGUCUAACAGCUGCGUCGAAAAGUGCCAUAGUCGCUCUGUCCAAAGUUGAAGACGUCGACAUCGAGGGUGGUUGGAAUACGGGCGAUCCUGUACCGUAUGCAGCCUUAACCAAUGUGUUCUCAAAGAUCGAAGCUACAACAAAACGCUUGGAAAAGAAUGCCCUCCUCACAUCAUUUCUGCUUCUUGUUAUUCAACGAAGUAGUUCAGGGAACGCCCAGUCUCUUCUCCAAGCGGUGUAUCUUUGCAUAAAUAGGUUAAGCCCUGAUUAUGUGGGUAUUGAACUGGGUAUUGGUGAAAGCUUGCUCAUCAAAGCAAUCGGAGAAUCCACCGGUCGUACUAUUGCUACUGUCAAAGCUGAGCUGAAGAAAGAAGGAGAUCUAGGUUUGGUAGCCAUGAACUCUAAGAAUCGCCAAAAGACGAUAGGGAAGCCUAAACCACUUACGGUUCCAUAUGUGUUUGCUAGCCUCAAGGAGAUUGCACUUAGCUCUGGUCAAGCUUCACAAGCGAAGAAAGUUUCCAUCAUAACGAAGCUUCUUGCAGCUUGUCAGGAUUUUGAGGCCAAGUACAUAGUUCGUAGUCUGGAAGGAAAACUUCGUAUAGGGAAUGCUGAGCGUUCUGUACUUGUCGCCCUUGCUCAUGCGUCGGUCCUUGCAGAGAGAGAACGAGCUGGAAAGAAGUGGUCAAGCGAGAAACUGGCGGCCCGCCUGGAGGAAGGAGCGAGUAUUAUGAAAGGCGUAUUUAGUGAACUACCCUCUUAUGACAAAGUGGUUCCCGCACUGCUUGACUACGGCCUGGAUGGUCUACGAGACCGUUGCAAGCUUACUCCUGGUGUCCCAUUAAAGCCUAUGCUCGCCAAGCCAACUAAAGCUAUCGGUGAAGUCCUGGACAGAUUUGAGAAGAAGCAGUUUACGUGCGAAUAUAAAUACGAUGGCGAACGUGCUCAGGUUCACAGGCUUGAGGAUGGUAGCGUCAACGUCUUCAGCCGUAAUUCUGAAGAUAUGAGCAAGAAAUAUCCGGACCUCGUUGAACAACUUCCAAAGUGUUUCAAGGAAUCAACCAAGUCAUUUGUAUUGGAUGCCGAGGCUGUGGCAUGGGACCAUGUCGCUGGCAAAAUUCUCCCCUUCCAAGAGCUCAGUAAACGGAAGCGCAAGGACGUCAAAGUCGAGGAUAUCCGAGUACGGGUGUGCUUGUUUGCAUUCGACCUUUUGUAUCUGAAUGGUGAACCUUUACUCCAGAAACCCUUUGUUGAACGUCGGGCCCUUCUGCGAGAAAACUUCAAUGUGAUGCCUGGAGAGUUCGACUUUGCCAAAGCGUCGGAUGGUGAAACUACCGAUGAGAUACAAUCUUUCCUUGAAGAAAGUGUCAAGGAUGGGUGUGAAGGUCUGAUGGUCAAAAUGCUGGACAGCGAGGCAAGCUUCUACGAACCAAGCCGAAGAAGUGUUAAUUGGCUGAAGCUGAAAAAAGACUACCUGGCUGGCAUUGGAGAUUCCCUCGACUUGGUAGUCGUUGGUGGAUACUACGGCAAGGGAAAGCGGACAAAUGUCUACGGUGCUUUCCUGCUAGCCUGCUAUGACAGCGAUUCCGAAGAAUACCAGACUAUAUGCAAGAUAGGAACGGGUUUCAGUGAGGAAGCUCUUCAGUCUCUGUAUGAGUUGCUGCAGCCCCUUGAGAUGUCUAAAGUUCGGGGUGAUGUUAAGAUCGGGGGAGCGAAGCCAGAUACCUGGUUCGAACCAAAGAUCGUAUGGGAAGUUUUGACGGCAGAUUUAAGUCUGAGUCCGGUUUAUACUGCAGCUCAAGGACUUGCGGAUGAGCGAGGCAUAUCACUUAGGUUCCCUCGUUUUAUACGGAUACGAGACGAUAAGUCUGCGGAAGACGCGACAGGGCCGGAACAGGUUGCUGAAAUGUACGAGAAACAGGCCCUAGCACAGAGUAGCAAUAAGAAGGGACGGGGGAACGCGGAUGACGGAUUUUGGUGAUUUUAUGUUUGUGGAGGCAUUUACAUAUAUAUGUGGAUGAGGCACCUAAGAUAGUAACUGAUCUAUAUGGUGUAGGGUAGUAAUAUCUUGGAGUGGGAGACUACUUGCCAGCUUUCUUGGCCUCUUCUCUCGCUGCCUCGACUGCCUGAGUGACCUUGCCUUUAGGAUCUGCC